This is a messenger RNA of Sycon ciliatum, 642 nucleotides long. Its product is annotated as MICOS complex subunit MIC27-like. Bases 1 to 642 code for a protein of 213 amino acids. Gene Ontology annotation, cellular component: MICOS complex. The transcript has a single exon. The record is from RefSeq and is a predicted model, not a curated record. Gene Ontology annotation, biological process: cristae formation. NCBI's taxonomy places the organism in Eukaryota, Metazoa, Porifera, Calcarea, Leucosolenida, Sycettidae.
AUGGCUGACAACAAAGACAAGCAGUCUUCUCGGACAAAAAUCUCUCAGCUCAGUAUCUAUGAUGUUCCUCAUGCGCAAGCAAGGCCCACACUUGUCUCCGAGCCCAGUAAAUUGGACAUUGGCAUCAGCCGGACCAGGGAAAUCAUCUGGCGAUGCAGCGAUCGGGUGUGCAGUGUUUACCGUCGUGCAAGUAACGUAGUCACUCACGUACAGUCUAGUCCAGACCUGCAGCAUAGGCUGGGAAUAGUCGCACUCUCUGGUGCUGCUGGAGUUUUGUUUGCUGGUGCUCGUGCUGGCCGAUUUCAACGUAGUGUUUACGGCCUAGUAUUCUCUGGUUGCGCUACUACUGCUCUGUGGCCCCAGGAAACGAAGCAGACAGCUCGAAAGACCAUAUGUAUUGCACGAACCCAACUGUCGGAAUUUGCUCGCCCACCACCAGUGAAGUCUGUACCUGAAGCUGUGUCUGUUCCCAAAGAUCAUGCUGCAAGGCAGGAGCAGCCAGAGAUCAAAGCUGCUAGUGGGUCUGAGGAGGUGGCCCGAGAAGCUGACAGUCAGGAAGAUUUGGACAACGUAGAGGUGGUAGAUCAUGGGCAGUCCAAGGUGGAAGAUAGUGAUAUGUAUGCGAACAGAAGUGCCUCCUAA